This is a messenger RNA of Dromiciops gliroides (monito del monte), 3110 nucleotides long. It is a transcript of the gene SLC25A23, whose product is annotated as solute carrier family 25 member 23. The record is from RefSeq and is a predicted model, not a curated record. The transcript is spliced from 11 exons. Gene Ontology annotation, molecular function: calcium ion binding; ATP transmembrane transporter activity. Gene Ontology annotation, biological process: transmembrane transport. The coding region runs from base 512 to 2398 and encodes 628 amino acids. NCBI's taxonomy places the organism in Eukaryota, Metazoa, Chordata, Mammalia, Microbiotheria, Microbiotheriidae.
UAUCCCAGAACCCAAGAGUGUCGGUUCUCCAGCUCCUCACCAUCCCCCCACCCCACCCCCCUCUGCUCCCACGGAGCCAAGGGUAAGGGUAGUGGGGGCGGGGAGGAGGUGCCAGAUCUCAGACGGGCGGCGACGACAAGCAGCGAAAGCCUGUCUGCUUGCCUGCCAGCCAAGCUAGCCAGCCUCCUUCCCUGCCUGCCUCCUUCUCCCGGUCGCUCUUCCAGCCCCGGGGCUGUUGUCUGGGCUUUAGCCGAAGGACACGGUUGCUGCUGGGGAGCAUUCCUUGCUUCAACCCCAGCCCGGCCCGGCCCAGCCGGGUGCGGGCGGGCUGGGAGGGGGGAAGGGGAGGGGGAGCCUCUAAGCCCCAGCUGAGCCCAGGCCACCCCCUCUCUUUUCCCUCCUUCACUCCAUCCCCCUCUCCUCUCCCCCGAGGGCCAGGAGGCCGGACCGGGCAGGGGCAUGAGGCAGGUGGCCACUAGGUCAGGUACGGGGUGGUAGCCACGGUGCAGCUAUGGCCAGGGCCAGCCCGGGUCGUAGCCCCCCUGCCGGGGACCCCGAGCGCCAGCAGCGCUGGGGCCUCCUUUUCGAUGAGCUGGACAGCAACAAGGAUGGCCGAGUGGACAUUCACGAGCUGCGCCUGGGGCUGGCCCGGCUGGGCGCGAGAACCCCGGACAGCGACGGCCAGGACAUUCUACAGGAGGGAGACAUAGACCAAGAUGGGGGCCUGACCCUUGAGGAAUUCACCCGCUACCUGCAGGAGCAUGAGAGACGGCUGCUGCUCAUGUUCCACAGCCUGGACAGGAACCAGGAUGGCCAUAUAGAUGCCUCAGAAAUCCAACAGAGCUUCCAAGCCCUGGGCAUUUCCAUCUCUUUGCAGCAGGCUGAAAAGAUUCUGCACAGCAUGGACCGCGAUGGGACAAUGACCAUUGACUGGCAAGAAUGGCGAGACCACUUCCUGCUCCAGCCCCUGGAGAACAUGGAAGAUGUACUGAAGUUCUGGAAGCACUCAACGGUCCUGGACAUAGGUGAAUGUCUGACAGUGCCAGACGAGUUCUCAGAACAGGAGAAGCUAACAGGCAUGUGGUGGAAACAGCUGGUGGCAGGAGCGGUGGCAGGGGCUGUGUCACGGACAGGCACGGCCCCACUUGACCGGCUAAAGGUUUUCAUGCAGGUUCAUGCCUCCAAGACCAACCAGCUGAACGUCCUAGGCGGGCUGCGGAGCAUGGUCAAAGAGGGUGGCAUCCGCUCUCUGUGGCGUGGGAAUGGCAUCAAUGUGCUCAAGAUUGCCCCUGAAUCUGCCAUCAAAUUCAUGGCAUAUGAACAGAUCAAGUGGGCGAUUCGGGGGCAGCAGGAGACGUUGCGGGUGCAGGAACGCUUUGUGGCAGGGUCCCUGGCUGGGGCCACAGCCCAAACCAUCAUCUAUCCCAUGGAGGUGCUGAAGACACGGCUGACGCUCCGUCGGACUGGCCAGUACAAAGGACUGCUGGACUGUGCCCGGCAGAUCCUAGAGCAGGAAGGGCCUAGAGCCUUCUACAAGGGCUACCUGCCCAACGUCUUGGGCAUUAUCCCAUACGCAGGAAUCGACCUGGCUGUCUAUGAGACCCUGAAGAACAGGUGGCUCCAGCAGGACAGCCACCACUCGGCUGACCCCGGGAUCCUCAUCCUCUUGGCCUGCGGCACCAUUUCCAGUACCUGUGGCCAGAUCGCCAGCUACCCCUUGGCCCUGGUCCGAACUCGAAUGCAAGCUCAGGCUUCCAUCGAGGGUGCCCCACAGCUCACCAUGCUGGGCCUCUUCCGACAUAUCCUCUCCAGAGAGGGUGUGUGGGGCCUGUACCGAGGCAUUGCCCCCAACUUCAUGAAGGUGAUUCCAGCUGUCAGCAUCUCCUAUGUCGUCUAUGAAAACAUGAAACAGGCCCUGGGGGUUACUACCAGAUUUCUUGGCUGCUCCUGGAGUCUACAACCAGCUGAUCUACCCCACCUGGUCACUGACACUGGAUCGCCAGAGGAACUUGUCCCAGGAUCUGCUCUGCAUGGCAUUGACACUGGAUUCCCAACCUCUGGUAGAGGUGGGGAUGGUGGUGGCACUUCACCUCUACUUACCCACUGCACUGACAUGGGAAUGAUCUGGUCUCCUCCCCAACCCCCUCCCCAUCCUCCUGCACUGCAGCACCGCUGGGUCCCCAAGAGCAGUGCAAAUUCCCUGGAUCCUCCCCCUAUACCCCCAGCUCCACCCAUGGUAGUAACACUGUCUGACCCUCCCUCACUACAGACAGAUCAGCCAAUCCCAGCUAGAAGGAGGGGACCCCAUGGCCCCAGGCAGAGACCCUUCAGAAAUCCAGAGUUGAGAAUAAGCCUUCUACUGGUUUCUCUCACAUGCCCUUUUCUUUCCCCCCUUUAACAUUCUUCAGCCUUAGGUAGGGCAUGAGUUUGAAUAUGGCUGAAAAGGGACCCAGGACAGGGCUAGGACCUCCUACUGAGCCAUACUUAGGUCCAGGCCCCUCCCGACAGCAUCCUCCAAACACAGACAUUCCAAUUGUUCAGUGAGAGAGAUAGAGAGAGAGAGAGAGAGAGAGAGAGAGAGAGAGAGAGAGAGAGAGAGAGAGAGAGAGAGAGAGAAAGAGAGAGGAAGGAGAGAGAAGAGUGAGAGAGAGAAGAGAGGAAAGUAAGAGAGAGAAAGAAUCAGAGAGAGAGAGAGUGUCAGAGAGAGAGAGAGAGAAGAGAGAGUGAGUCAGAGAGUCUUAAAACCACCCAACCCAGGUCUAUUUUUCUAUUGGGGUAACAGCUCUUCUCCCAACACAUACACAUACACACACACACACACACACACACACACACACACACACACAUUCCACACCCUUCCCCAUCCUCCAGGGAAUCUCUAGAUACUGCAUUUUAUAGCUGGAUUCUGAGGCUGGGAGGGGAGGUAAGGUCUGAAAAUCAAGGUAUUACAAGGUCUCCUCCCUCUGAAAGCAGAGAAUCUAAUACCUGUGCAGAGGCAGUAUCCAGAGGUCCCCCUUCCUCUACUCAUGCUCCCUCACCCCCGAGUCUAUCUGCCUGUGUGUGCACCAUUUCAAAGGGAAACAAACCAAUACAUUUUUUCUAAGUCCCCA